AGAUCCAUCGGCUGUUGACCGGAAGUUACGUCGUUUACAUUUUCCAAGAUGGCGGCUGGGAUGUACCUGGAGCAUUAUUUAGACAGUAUAGAAAACUUGCCCUUUGAAUUGCAGAGAAACUUCAAUUUGAUGAGAGAUCUUGAUCAGCGCACAGAAGAUCUGAAAUCACAGAUCGACUCAUUGGCAAAAGAAUACACCUCCAACGCCAGGACUCUUUCCUCUGAACAAAAACUCUCAAUUCUGCGACAAAUUCAACAAUCCUACAGUAAAUGCAAAGAGUUUGGAGAUGACAAGGUGCAGCUGGCGAUGCAGACCUAUGAGAUGGUCGAUAAACACAUCAGGCGCCUGGACACGGACCUCGCUCGAUUUGAGGCCGAUUUAAAAGAAAAGCAGAUUGAGAGCACAGAUUACGAUUCCACUUCAAGCAAAGGAAAGAAAGAAUCCCCAGUCGAAACCACUGCACUAGAGCCAAAAAAUCGUAUUAAAACAAACAUCAAAAAACAAGGUGAUACGAGACAGAAAGAGAAGAAAACGGCUAAAACGAGAUCCAAAGUGAAGAGUUCAGAUGAAGACAGCAGCCCAAAGAGUGCGCAGAAGAAAGUGAAGCUGCUCCAGCCAGGAGAGUUUAACAGUCCUUCCUCCAACUUUGGAAACGUUCACCCGUCUGACGUCCUGGACAUGCCUGUGGACCCUAACGAGCCCACAUACUGCCUGUGCCACCAGGUGUCCUAUGGGGAGAUGAUCGGCUGUGACAACACUGACUGCUCCAUUGAGUGGUUUCAUUUCGCAUGCGUGGGUCUGACCACCAAACCAAGAGGCAAAUGGUAUUGCCCCCGGUGCUCCCAAGACAGAAAGAGAAAGUGAAACUAUCCGGAUGUCUGGACACAUUGAUACGAAACACAUGAAUAAUAUUUCAUCAAUAAUGGUUAGAUUUGUUUUUCUCAUCACUCAUUUUGGUGCUUCUUCCGGUUUAUAUUUUUGGUCAAUAGCAGUGUGUUUGAAGGAACUACAUGGUGGCUACUUUUGUAUUUAUGAUUUUAUAACCAUAGCUAGCUGUUUGAGUAACCUUUUUUUGGUGCUUUAUUUUUUUAUAUUUUGUUUAUUUAGUUAUUAAAACCGUAGUUAGUUGUUUGAGUAAUCUUUUGGUGCUCCUAUUUUUUUUUUUUUACCUUUUGUUUAGGUAUUAAUCAAACACUACAACUGCCCUCGAUGAACUUUAAAACAAUACUGUAGAUUGUCAUCAACUUUUGUCAAAUAUUUCAUUUGUCAUGUAAUAUUUUAAUAUGGUUAGAUUUGUGUGCAUAAUCCUGUUUUUUAUUUUAUUGUAAGGUAGUGAAAAAGAUGGUGCACAAUCGUCACAGUAUUGGUGGAUUAUAGUUUCAUUUGAGCAUUUGACUGAGUGCUGUAACGCCAGAUAUUAUUGAAAAGAACUGUAACUUCUGUAGCUGACAUUGGUACAAAGGGGUUGGGUGAUUGUGUCGAUCAAUCAAUUAAAAUACAGCUACUACCUCAAA
This is a messenger RNA of Periophthalmus magnuspinnatus, 1514 nucleotides long. It is a transcript of the gene ing4, whose product is annotated as inhibitor of growth family, member 4. The record is from RefSeq and is a predicted model, not a curated record. Gene Ontology annotation, cellular component: nucleus. The transcript has 9 exons. Gene Ontology annotation, biological process: positive regulation of apoptotic process; regulation of DNA-templated transcription. Lineage: Eukaryota; Metazoa; Chordata; Actinopteri; Gobiiformes; Gobiidae. Bases 49 to 864 code for a protein of 271 amino acids.